ACCAUAAACCACGCCCACCCCCCUACAUUGACACGCCCCCAACACUGAGAAAUGGAAAAGGUUGUCAUGCAGAACUGCACUGUGAUCCGUGAUCCACGCACGCGCGCUCCAAAUUCACCUCAAUCUCACUGCGAUCUCUCCAGAACCAUCAUGUCAAAGAGACCUGCAGGUCACAUGGAGCACAACGAUCUGACUGAUGCUUCAAUCAUCAGGAUUCCUCCACACCACUACAUCCAUGUCUUGGAUCAGAACACCAACAUUGCUCGGGUUGAGGUUGGACCCCUCACCUACAUCCGCCAGGAUAAUGAGAGGGUUCUCUUCUCCCCGACUCGUAUGACCAUGGUGCCUCCUCGCCAUUACUGCGUGAUUCUGAACCCGGUGGCUCGUGAUGAUGAGGGAAAUGUUCAGUUUGACACCGCAGGCCAGGCUAAACUCCGUCAUGCAGACCUGGAGAUCCGUCUGACCCAGGAUCCUUUCCCGCUCUACCCCGGAGAAGAGAUCCAGAAGGAUGUGACUCCACUGCAGAUCGUGUAUCCUGACACAGCCCUGAGGCUGCAGGCUCUUCUUGACUUUGAGGAGGAGAAUGGAGAGAAGAGAGUGGCUGGAGACGAGUGGCUGUUUGAAGGGCCAGGAACAUACAUCCCCAGGAAGGAGGUGGCUGUCCUGGAGACCAUCAAAGCUACAGUGAUUCGAGAGAACCAGGCCAUUCGCCUUCGAGCUCGUAAAGAGGGCGUGGACCGCAGCGGAGUUCGCAGAGUGACUGGUGAGGAGUGGCAGGUCAGUAAAGUCGGAGCAUACCUGCCUGGAGCGCAUGAGGAGGUCAUUGAUAUUGUGAAUGCGUUCAUCCUCACUGAUAAGCGUGCGCUGCACGUGCGUGCUCUGCGUCCAUUCCGGGAUGCAGGAGGGCGAGACAGAAGGACAGGGGAGGAGUGGCUGGUGACGGUGGCGGACAGAGAAGCGCACAUCCCCUCUGUGGCUGAGGAGGUAGUCGGGGUGGUAGACGUGACCACUCUGAGCAGCAGGGAGUACUGUGUGAUCCUGGACCCAGUCGGGCCAGAUGGAAAGCCUCAGCUCGGACAGAAGAGAGUGGUGAAGGGUGAGCGCUCAUUCUUCCUGCGGCCUGGCGAGCAUUUGGAGAACGGCAUACAGGAUGUCUACGUGCUGUCUGAAGAGGAGGGACUGGUGCUGCGCGCUGUGGAGGCCUUCACUGACACAGAGGCGCAAGAGGAAGACGGAGAGGAAGAGGAACAAGAGGAGCACUCCAAAAAGACUAGUGUGCAGAGACGCCCGGGAGACCGCUGGAUGCUGCGUGGGCCAAUCGAAUAUGUGCCGCCAGCCACUGUAGAGGUCCAGCUGCGACGCCAGGCCAUUCCACUGGACGAGAAUGAAGGAAUAUAUGUGCGCGACAUUAAGACCGGCAAGGUACGGGCUGUGAUUGGCCGCACCUACAUGCUGACGCAUGAUGAGGAGCUGUGGGAAAAGGAACUCCCUCCUAACGUGGAGAAGUUGCUGAGCAAUAUGCUUGACCCACUGGCCAGCCGCUCUGAUCGUAACCAUGACGCCCCUGCUGAGCCCAGGGAUAAAACCAAGGUGGUGUCCUACCGCGUUCCCCAUAAUGCUGCAGUGCAAGUGUAUGACUACAGGGAGAAGAAAGCCAGGGUGGUGUUUGGGCCUGAUUUGGUGAUGCUGGGUCCUGAUGAGCAGUUCACGGUUCUGUCUCUGUCUGGAGAGAAGCCCAAGAGAGCCAAUGUCAUUAAAGCCAUUUGCCUGCUCCUCGGCCCUGACUUCUGCACAGACAUCAUCACCAUAGAAACCGCUGACCAUGCCCGUCUGCAGCUCCAGCUCGCCUACAACUGGCACUUUGACAUAAAGAACCAGUCAGACCCCGCACAAGCGGCAGCUCUCUUCUCAGUGCCUGACUUUGUGGGCGACGCCUGUAAAGCCAUCGCCUCUAGGAUCAGAGGAGCUGUGGCUUCAGUGCAGUUUGAUGACUUUCACAAGAACUCAAACCGGAUCAUCUGCUCAGCCGUGUUUGGCUUUGACGAGAAGCUGGCGGUACGAUCGAGUCUGCGCUUCAGUCAGAAUGGGCUGGUGAUCAGCAGCGUGGACAUUCAGUCAGCGGAGCCGGUGGACCAGCGCACGCGUGACGCCCUGCAGAAGAGUGUCCAGCUCGCCAUUGAGAUCACCACCAACUCCCAGGAGGCUGCUGCUCGGCAUGAGGCAGAGCGUCUGGAGCAGGAGGCACGGGGCAAACUGGAGAGGCAGAAGAUCACAGACCAGGCAGACGCUGAGAGAGCCAGGAAGGAGCUGCUAGAGCUGGAGGCACUCAGUGCUGCAGUAGAGAGUACAGGAGCAGCGAAGGCAGAGGCUCAGUCCAGGGCAGAGGCAGCACGUAUCCAGGGUGAGGCCGCUGUGGAAGAGGCCAAACUUAAAGUUGAGGCCCAGAGAAUAGAAGCGGAAGCUGAACUGGUGCGUCUGGCAAAAGCACGUGAGCAGGAACUCCAGUAUAAGAGGGAUCUAGAUCGCCUGGAGGUGGAGAAGCAGCAGAAACUGGCUGAGAUUGAAAGCCAACGUUUCAAAGAGCUGGUAGAGGCUAUUGGCAGCGGUACUCUGACAGACAUGGCCAGAGCUGGACCAGAGCUACAGGUUAAAAUGCUGCAGGCUCUGGGUCUUAAAUCCACUCUGAUCACAGAUGGCUCUUCUCCCAUUAAUCUGUUCACUACCGCCAAUGGUCUGCUGGGGGCAAUGAAGACCCCUGAGGAAAAGUAGAAGAACCAUGAAACUGACAAGAAUCCCUGUACUCAAGUUAUCUUAAUUACAUCUAAGAAUUCACUGCAUAUAUAAGCCAUUCACUGUUUUUCUUAGUUUUGGUUUGUUAGAUAUUUUUCUUGGGUCUUUUUUCCUGCCAAAUAUCAUUAAUACUAUGAGAGAAAACAGUGUAGCAAGAUUAAUGCUUGGCAAUAGUACGUAAGAGGGUAUUCUAUGCAAAUAUAUUUGCUUUAAUAUGUGCCUGACUUAACAUGAGAUGAAGGAUUCAUUUCCUUAGGAUACCCACCAGGGCCUUAUAAAACAUGCAAUGAACCAAAAGAAUGUAUCUUUGUGUACCACAUUUGCAUUUAUAAGUACCAAAUAAACUUUAAACUUUAAAAUGUA
This is a messenger RNA of Pangasianodon hypophthalmus (striped catfish), 3153 nucleotides long. It is a transcript of the gene mvp, whose product is annotated as major vault protein. The transcript has 17 exons. Gene Ontology annotation, cellular component: cytoplasm; nucleus. Lineage: Eukaryota; Metazoa; Chordata; Actinopteri; Siluriformes; Pangasiidae. Bases 52 to 2769 code for a protein of 905 amino acids. The record is from RefSeq and is a predicted model, not a curated record.